UUUCUUCAUCAUCUGGGAGAUGAGAUAGUACAUGCAUGCAUUUAUAGCAAUCUGAUAUCAAACCACAACACGCUCCAUCGCUAUAUAAAUACACACAUACACAUAUCAUUCUAAACCACACUACUACUCUCACAUCUACAUAUCUAAAACCAUAUUAACAAUUACAAACUAUAAUCAUAUAUACAUGGCUUCCAGUAACAUUUCUUUCAUGAUGAGCUUCAUUCUCUGUCUUUGCCCACUGAUCAUGUUCAUAUCCUCAGCUUCUGCAACGACAACUACAUCUUACAAUGUAUUGAUGGGGUUUGGGGCAAAACCCAAUGGCCUCACAGACUCCACCGAGGCAUUCCUGCGUGCAUGGGACGCUGCAUGUGCCUCUACAGACGCCGCCCUCAUAUACGUCCCCAAAGGCAGGUAUCUGCUUCGCCCGCUGGCCUUCAAGGGUCCCUGCAAAAGCCCCCAUAUCACCUUCCGAAUAGACGGCACCCUCGUCGCCCCGCCGGACUACCGAGUGUUGGGCGGAGCUGAGAACUGGCUUAACUUUCAAAGGGUCAGCGGCGUUUCUAUUGUCGGUGGUGCGCUUGAUGCCCGAGGCCCUGCCUUGUGGGCUUGUAAGGCCAAUCCAGCCAACUCAUGUCCCAGUGGAGCCACGACACUGAGCAUUACAUACUCCAAGGAUAUCAAAAUCACCGGACUGAUGUCGUUGAACAGCCAAAUGUUCCACAUUGUGAUAAACCAUUGUCAGAAUGUGGAGAUGAGAGGAGUCAGAAUCAUUGCCCACCGUGACAGUCCCAACACCGACGGCAUCCACGUUCAGCUCUCCAAAAAUGUUGUCAUCUCCAACUCCUCUGUAGGAACUGGGGACGACUGCGUUUCCAUCGGCCCUGGCACUCAGAAUCUCUGGAUCGAACGCAUGGCGUGUGGUCCUGGUCAUGGCAUCAGCAUCGGGAGCCUGGCUAAGGACAUGGAUGAGGAGGGAGUCCAAAAUGUGACUGUGAAGCAAGUUGUUUUCACAGGCACUCAGAAUGGAAUUAGGAUCAAAUCGUGGGCCAAGCCCAGCACAGGCUUCGUCAAAGGUGUUCACUUCUCGAACAUCGUCAUGAGAAACGUCCAAAAUCCAAUCAUAAUUGACCAAAAUUACUGCCCAAGCCACGUCAAUUGCCCAACUCAAGUGUCUGGUAUAAAAAUCAACGACAUAAGUUACCGAAACAUCAAAGGAACAUCUGCAACAACAGUAGCAACGAAGUUCGAUUGUAGCUCUAGAAAUCCAUGCAGUGGAAUCAGAUUGGAGAAUGUCAACUUGACUUUCCAAAACAAACCAGCUCAAUCCCUCUGCACCAAUGCCAAGGGAAUGUCUUUUGGCACCGUUCUACCAUAUAGUUGCUUAUCAACUUGAUCUUUAUUAUUUUUCAUUUCUUUGUAUCAUAAAUCAUUUCAUUAUUUGUUGUAUAUUAUCCAUUAUUUUUUUCCUUAAAGCACAUUAUUUAUUUGUUGUAUAUUUAAUUGUCAUACCAAUUCUUAAGAAUAUAUUGUAACAUUCACGUGUUCAUAUAAUUAACUCUAUUAAUUAGAAAUUUCAAACUAUAUUGUUUGCUUUAUUACUAUUUCUUAAAUUUAAGGUUCACUCAAGUCAUGAAAGUAUACUUAUUCUAUUUUAACGUAGUUUUUAGUUUUGGGAUAAUGGAGUUGUUUAGAACAAGUAAAAG
Messenger RNA from Humulus lupulus (European hop), 1703 nucleotides. RefSeq names its product polygalacturonase-like. The record is from RefSeq and is a predicted model, not a curated record. Gene Ontology annotation, biological process: carbohydrate metabolic process. Bases 185 to 1393 code for a protein of 402 amino acids. Gene Ontology annotation, molecular function: polygalacturonase activity. Lineage: Eukaryota; Viridiplantae; Streptophyta; Magnoliopsida; Rosales; Cannabaceae. The transcript has 3 exons.